Messenger RNA from Dama dama (fallow deer), 6294 nucleotides. It is a transcript of the gene PDXK, whose product is annotated as pyridoxal kinase. Gene Ontology annotation, biological process: pyridoxal 5'-phosphate salvage. Gene Ontology annotation, cellular component: cytosol. The coding region runs from base 130 to 1068 and encodes 312 amino acids. The transcript has 11 exons. Gene Ontology annotation, molecular function: pyridoxal kinase activity. The record is from RefSeq and is a predicted model, not a curated record. Lineage: Eukaryota; Metazoa; Chordata; Mammalia; Artiodactyla; Cervidae.
GUUGUCCGAUCCGAGCGCCUGCGCCGAUCCGGGCCGCGGCGGAGCGGAGCCCGAGCGUGGCAGAAGCCGAGCGGAGCGCGCGGCGGAGAAGCUGACCCCCCGGCCCCGCGCCGCCGCGGAAGGCCCGGCAUGGAGGAGGAGUGCCGGGUGCUCUCCAUUCAAAGCCAUGUCGUCCGCGGCUACGUGGGCAACCGGGCGGCCACGUUCCCGCUGCAGGUUUUGGGGUUUGAGGUCGAUGCGGUCAACUCUGUGCAGUUUUCAAACCACACAGGCUACUCACACUGGAAGGGCCAAGUGCUGAACUCAGGCGAGCUCCAGGAGCUAUAUGACGGGCUGAAACUGAACAGCGUGAAUCAGUAUGACUACGUGCUCACAGGCUACACACGAGACAAGUCCUUCCUGGCCAUGGUGGUGGACAUCGUGCAGGAGCUGAAGCAGCAGAACCCCAGGCUCGUGUAUGUGUGCGACCCCGUGAUGGGAGACCAGCGCAACGGAGAAGGCGCCAUGUAUGUUCCCGAUGACCUCCUCCCCGUUUACAGAGAGAAGGUGGUACCCGUCGCAGACAUCAUCACCCCCAACCAGUUCGAGGCUGAGUUGCUGACUGGGAGAAAGAUCCACAGCCAGGAAGAUGCCUUAGAGGUGAUGGACAUGCUGCACUCCAUGGGCCCGGACACGGUGGUCAUUACCAGUUCAGACCUGCUGUCCCCGAGGGGCAGUGACUACCUGAUGGCGCUGGGGAGCCAGAGGACUCGGGCUCCCGAUGGCUCCAUGGUGACGCAGCGCAUCCGCAUGGACAUGCACAAGGUGGAUGCGGUCUUCGUGGGCACCGGGGACCUCUUCGCUGCCAUGCUUUUGGCAUGGACACACAAGCACCCCAACAACCUCAAGGUAGCCUGUGAGAAGACUGUGUCAGCCAUGCACCACGUUCUGCAGCGGACCAUCAAGUGUGCAAAAGCCAAGUCUGGGGAAGGCGUGAAACCCAGCCCCGCCCAGCUGGAGCUGAGGAUGGUGCAGAGCAAGAAGGACAUCGAGAGCCCCGAGAUCGUCGUGCAGGCCACGGUGCUGUGAGAGCCUCGCGAACCCGCCUCCGUCACUCCCAGUGUUAGGUGUCUCCGUUUCCGACCUUGUGAAAAAUGUAACGUCUGCCUUAGAGGUGUGACUGAAACUUGGUAUUUUUUUUCUUUCGUGAGUGUCCAGCAUCCACUGGUCUUAAUUGUGAAAAUGUGCCAGUCGUGCUUUUUAAAAAUAACAAAGUGAUCACAGAGAUGUGUAAUUUGGGACCCCCAGCUCCCCUCCCCCACGGUUCCUGGAAAACCAGCUCCGUGUUCAGGUCUCCGGGCCCCGGGCUGGCUUGGGGCACAUGGCAUGGUCCCCUUCCUGAGCGCGGGGCCCAGGGAGACCACGGUGUCCGCCUCUCGCAGCGAGUCAGGGGUUAGUGUUCAUGUCCAGAAAAAUGAUGUACCUGUCUUUAUCCCUGCUCUCAGCUCGCCUUCUGUGUUCCCCGUUCAGAAUGUUUUGCCUCCUGCCCUGCUGCAGGGCAGCCCCUGUGGGUUUCAGGGUCUCUGCUUCUGUUCUUGGUAAGAAUGAGUUCCUGAAGCUCAGACGCACAAACGCUGCACAGUCACUUUGGCGGGGACCUUCCCAAGACCCCGGAAGUCUGCACGUCUCUCGUGUUUCAGGCAGGGGGACUGCCUUGUAACUCAGCGUCGCUAGGCACCCCCACGGGACAGAGGCUGGAGUGUGGCCGAGGGCGCCUGUGGGCCGAGGGCGCCUGUGGGUCUUCAGGCUCCUUAUGGUUGAGCCAGUCGGUCGCAUGCUGUGCAUUUGCCACCCACUGCUGGUGACAGGUGUGUCCAGAAGGCAGAGGUGGGCUCCUGCCCGGCCCCCCGCUGGUGUGUGCAACCCCAACCCCCAGUCAUCUUGUCCCCGUGCCCGCUGCUUCUCUGUGUCCCUUGCCCGCCAGGUGCCGGGAAGCAAGGUGCAGCGCCGCCCCCCCAACUGUGGGUGGGGCGCCGGUCCUGACACCAGUCCAGUCGUCCGCUGCUCGGGUGACCUCCCCGGCUCCGCUCUGCCCAGAAUUUUGAGGACCCUCCCCCAGCAUGGAUGCAGGUGGGGUGUCCCCAUGCUCAGAGCCCACCCCCGACUCUGGAGCCUGUGGGGUUUGCACCUCUCAGAAACCCACAACCUGGAGGGAAGCAGGGAGACUACAGGAUAUUCGGGCCCAGAUGGGCAUCCCUGGGGAAGCAGGCUCUCCUAGGGCAGCCCCGGCCCCACAGGCAGGCCCCCUCCUGAGGCCGGGCCUGUGUCUCCAGGAUGCUCACUGCCUCAGGGCCGCCUUCUUCCCUGUGUUGAAGAUGCCCCCGGAUGAAGGCAGGCUGGUCUCCCCAGGACGGUGUGCACCCACUCUCGUCUUUCUCCCCCACUCCGCUCAUGUUCUGAAUGUUGUAACUCGGGCAUUAGUUCCUCUGUACAGGGUCAGGGUUCUCAGCUCCCUGCAGUGGCCAGCGGGUCAGGGCACGUGUCCCUGUCCUGUUUCCUGGUCCCUGCAGGGCCCGCUGGCCUAGGAGGCGCAGGAAGGCCUGGCGGGGGACAGCCCCCCAGUAGGGCGGCCAGGGACCCACCAUAGUCCCACAGGGCUCUGGCCUUCACAGAGCCCUUCGUGGAAAAGAUAGUCACUGCCAACUAGAGCUGGGAGAUGGCCACACCGCCAGCCCAUGGGAAAUCUUUUUUUUUUUCCUGUUUCCUGUUUUUAAAAAAAAAAACCAAACCUUAGGGAGAGCAAGUGUAAGAUGACUUACACUUUUAAGCAAGAACCUUGAUUAUCUCAACAAGAUGGUGAAAACCCGCCCUGAAAACAUGGUGUUGGGGUUAGCAGCUUGUUUUGUGUCCACUGUGAAGUUAAAGAAAAAUGCACUUGGCAAACAGUGUGCUUUCUUAGUCCUGGCCCCCACUGUGGAUUUAACUCUUAAUUCUCAGAAUCAUACACAGAACAAUCAGAGCUGCUCCACCGGUAAAACCGUGAGCUCUUCCGUCUCCUUGACCUAUGAAGCCACAGCUGUGAGGAGAGGCCAGGGCCCAAGCCCCGUGCGCUCGGAGAAGGAAACUGGGGCUCCUGGGAGUGUCUGGGGUGCUUGGGACCCACAGAGAGACCCUUAGCUUCUGUGAGAACCACCUCCCCACCCAAGCAAAGCGCGCUCUUUGUCUGUUGUGAUGUUGCUGAACCUGUGUAUCUCAGGCGCCUUCCCCUGGGGAUCUAGUCCAUCUGUCGUGACAACAGCAGAGGCCCUGGCUGUCUCUUCAGAAUUUCCCAUCCAGAACUUACCCGAGCCUGGUAGCAGUGGGUUCUGAUACAGUUGGGGUCCAAGUUAGAAUUACCCUUUUUAUUUUUUUUUACUUUCUAUAGUUGAGUAACAUAGAAAAUAGUAAUUUAAGAUGAGAGCUAUAUUGGCCCUGAAUUGCUUGCUUAUUCCCUGGGUGUAGAUUUCAGACCUUCUUUCUCCUGGAGACCUUAGAGACAGAUUACAAAACAUGGUCCUUCUUCUUCAACCAGCCUUGAAUCAGUGCCAAGUCCUGCAGAGGUAGCCAGGCUAGUCUGCGCUGUUUUUGUGAGCAGUGUCAGCAAUGGUAGAAAACGAUGCUCUGUUAUCCUUAAAUUUGUCAGACCCAGUCUUUAGAGUGUGUUUAAUUUCACAGUGGCUGAGCCUGUCUUGGGGCUUCUGACCUUCUCAUUGCUCAGACCUCCUGUUCACUCCUCAGUUGAGAAUUGAACUCACUCCUCAGUUCUCACCGUAAAGGAGAGGACACUGUUCUGUCUGGAGGUCCCUGGACCGCGCUGAGCAACCACCCUCUCAGGACCACCUGCCUGGGGCGGUGGGGGCCCCCGUCUGUGAAUCACUGUGCCUGUGACCACAGAACUGGGCUGUGCUCCAAGCCAGAAUAGCCCGCCCUGGCUGCCCGCCUGGUCUCAGGUCUCCCUCUGGGGAGGGGAGGGGUCUGCUCAGGACCCCUCAGCACCUGCCUGGGCCAGAAGGAGGGGAGUGUGUUGAGGAGCAGAGAGGUAUGUGCCCACAGGGCCGCUGCCAUGCGGUCCUGGCUUUCUGAGUCUGGGUGGCAGCCACUUGGCUCCCAGACUCAGUUCUGAGAUCCCAGGCCCACCCAUUUCGGAUCCAGACCACCUCCCACUGCCCAGCUGCUGGGGGCUUCACUUCUCAUCACCCCGAGUAGCCUCCCUGGAGAGCUGACUCCCGUGUCUACUGAGGGAGGUGGCAGGUGGAUGUGCCAGGGGGCACCCAGAGGAACCUUUGGCCCUCGGGAAAGCGGGCCUUCUCCCUCUGGGAGCCUGUGUCUAUGGCUCGAGGCCAGGAAGCCUUGAACUUAGGCCUGCUUGGUCAGGAUGCUUGUGUUCUCCCCAGAAGACCCCGUCCCCUCCUGCAAUGUUCUCCAGGUCUGCCCGUGAGAGCCGGUCAGGCUGGUCCCCACCAAGCAGGGAUCGAGCGCCUGCACACGUGUGGCCUUGCAGCCUUGUGCAGAGCUGGCAUGCCUGGAUCUGUGUCUGCUUCUGCAGCUGUGAGCGUCCUGAGCAGGAGCCCGCUUUUGUAGACAGCUCUGUUGUUUUCGGAGGGCUUCCCAGGUGGCACUAGUGGUAAAAAGCCCGCCUGCCGGUGCAGGAGACGUAAGAGACGCAGGUUCGAUCCCUGGGUUGAGAAGAUCCCCUGGAGAAGGGCUUCGCAACCCACUCCAGUGUUCUUGCCUGGAGAAUCCCAUGGAGAGAGGAGCCUGGUGGGUUACAGUCCGUGGGGUCACACAGAGUCAUUACUAACGCGACUUAACACAGUGGUUUGAGACCUGCCUUGCUUCCGGUCUCUGCCAGCAGGGGGCAGUGAGGGCACAGGUCCUCUCCCCGCUCCCCUUGGUGCCACCCAGCAGCCACCCUUCUAGGGGUGUUUCUUCAGGGGCUUUCCUGUCUGGCGAUCAUAACCGGAAUUGGGGUUUGUAGUCUGUUCACUGCGUGGGGAAAGGGGCCCUGAGUGUAUCUGCCACAUGGCCCAGGGUCUCAGUUCCUAAAACCGUGAGCUGUCCUUUGCUCCCGUCUUCCCCUGGACUCCUUGGUGCAAGACGUCUUGUUCUUAAUGUGCAGAGACACCGAUCAAGAAACAUUGUCUUACAAGCUACAUUCCUGCCUUUCACUCGAGGUCUUUGCUCCCAACAGCGUGUGUUCGUUUGGUCAUUUGGCAAGUCAUUUUAGGUCUGGCUUAGAGAAUAUUUUAAAAUUUUAUAUGAGUGGAAACUUCUUUUAAGAAUUUUCUUUUUAACUCCUGGCAGAGUAAACAGGUGUUUUUAAAGCUCUCCACUGUCAGAGCCAAGCAGAGCCCUGUGCUCAGGGAGGGGCCCCAAGAUCCAGGGUUGCAGGGAAGGAUGCUCCCGGCCCCUCAGCAGCCCAAUUUUCUGCAGCAGGAAACACUCUUGGGAGGACAUGCCAUGAGCCACUCAGCCUGCCCGGGGGCAGCGCUGUCCUGCGAGAGCUCCCUCCGCCCGGCAGGAUCAGGCAGACAGAGGGGGCACACCACCCUAGGGCCCUUUGCUCGGGAGCCCCCAGACAGGGGUCUUGGUCCUCGUGCACCCAAGGAUACAGAGCUGGGUCAGCGGGGUCUGGACCACUGUUGCUUUCUCGCCCAGCCCCCAGCUUCUGGCACGAGGAAGGUGAGUGUGGGUCAUGACCAGGAUGGAGGAGGGACAGACGAAGGGAAUGGAUGAGCCUGGCAGCAGCGCCACCAGUGUGCCCCCAAAGAGUGAAGAGGGGAUAGAGGCAAUUUGUGCAUUUCCGCAAAAUACCUGGGACCAUUGUCUUGGUGAUGGGAGGCGUCAAUGUUGAUGCUGGGGAGGUAGAAGUGAAUUCUUACUUCGCUCCACGCAGCCCCUGAAGGAUAAGGGUGUGUAGGUGGCGUGUUGAAUGUCUUUGGCUUCAAAGCUGCGUACUUCUAGAAUUUCACUCGGGGUUUCCUGCAACAGUUACAAACCUGGACCCGCAGGAGGACUGAGGCUCUGACUCAGGCCAGUUGGUGCCGACGCUGUCCUUCCAGAAUCUGGGAGAAAUGAUACAGCCUCGGGACCAGAGGGGCUCCCUGCGGUUCCAGCGAUGGUUUCACUAGCCCUGUGCUCUAUGUGCCAGCCCCACCUACUGUGCGCCUGUGGAUGUGUUUUAAACAUAAACCCCUUGCAGCGCUGUCGAGGCUGUGUCUGUCUGUUCUGGUCUUACUGACUUAUGAUUAUCACAAAUAAAUAUUUUCAUGGUGA